Messenger RNA from Acanthopagrus latus (yellowfin seabream), 3220 nucleotides. RefSeq names its product protein kinase cGMP-dependent 1, like (gene prkg1l). Gene Ontology annotation, biological process: protein phosphorylation. The transcript is spliced from 21 exons. Gene Ontology annotation, molecular function: cGMP-dependent protein kinase activity; ATP binding. The record is from RefSeq and is a predicted model, not a curated record. NCBI's taxonomy places the organism in Eukaryota, Metazoa, Chordata, Actinopteri, Spariformes, Sparidae. The coding region runs from base 807 to 2948 and encodes 713 amino acids.
CAAUACGAUGAUGUAGUUACACUAUUUGGACAAAUUACAUUUGGCAAGGACUUUCCUUUUUCCAGAAGAAUGUAACCAAUCUGAAAUGAUCACUUUGCAUCAAUUUUACAUGAAACCAACUGUCAAAUGGGAAUUCACAGCCACAACAGACAAAUGUACCGUUACCUUGUAAAUGGUCUUUUUGUUGUAUUCUUUUCAAAGAAAAUUAAGAGCUACAGGCCUCCAGUGGUUGUAUUUAUACCAUAAACACUGCUGGUAUAGCUGAUAAUAUGACAGUGUGGGCAGGUAGAUUUCUACAAGGAUCCAGAGUGAACGCUAUUCUUGUGAAUACACAAUGUCCAGUAUGUGAGAUGAUUCCCAAAGUGUCGCACAAAUUAUAACAUGCUUUGAAUUGGCAUCAGUGUUAAAAAGAAACUAUAUGAAAUCCUGCACUGACAAACAAUGUUGCUAAAGUUAAUGUGCUCCUUUGGUUCAGCUGGUUGUGGGUGUUUCCAGAACAUACGUGGCCUCUAUAGCCCCCAUGUGUGCCUCAUACCAUAUGAUAUCAUCUCAAACAUGACACGUACAAACUUUGGUUAGUGAGAACACAAAGUCACAGUCUUGUGAGUGAGUCUGACCUAGAACAAACUAUUUUCAUAAGACACUUUCACUUGAGGUAUUUUCCUUGCGACUCCCCUUUCCUACAAGAACCACCAAAUAAGGACGUCCAGAGCUCCAAGUCCCUCUGUUUGAAGCCCUGGCCAGCCCCGAGCGAGAGAGGAGCAUCCUUCACUCGGGCGGGUACAGAGGAGAUCUGCACCUGUCGGAUGGUCCGUCUGCUGCUGCUGCUGCCAGACACGGACAAUCCUAAAUCAGGACAAGUGAGGACGACUUCCACAGCGCCAGACAGGCAGGUAAUGGGAACACUUCGGGACCUCCAAUUUGCCUUGCAACUUAAGAUUGAGGAACUCCGUCAGAGGGACACACUAAUCGAUGAGUUGGAACUGGAGCUGGACACGAAGGAUGAACUCAUCCGGAGGCUGCAGGAAGAGCUGGAUCGCUACAGAGCCACCGUCUCCCUCCCAGGAACCUCUGUGGCCGGUGCAGUUUGCUCUGCCCAGAUUGAGGACAAGCAGAGAGCCAAAAGGAAAACAGUCAUUUCUGAGCCCGUCACUCUGGACCUGGUGACUCUGGCCAUGGUCUCACACAGGAGUUGUGACAAAAGCCUGGAGUCUCAGAGGCUGAUUCAAGCAGCGUUCUUGAAAAAUGACCUGUUGAAGAACCUUGACGAAGGAGAAAUCAGAGCCAUCACAGCCUGUAUGUACCCAACCCCCAUCAAUCAAGGCUGCUAUGUCAUUCAGGAGGGGACCAACGGGGCUCAGGCUUAUGUUUUAGAAGAGGGAAGGCUGGAUGUGACGAAAGAUGGAGUGAAGCUUCUCACAGUCGAGCCAGAAGACGUGUUUGGGGAGCUGGCUCUCCUCUACAACUGCACCCACACCUUCUCAGUGUCAGCACAAACGGACUGCAAGCUGUGGGUUAUUGACCGCAAGAGCUACCAGACCAUACUUAUGCAGAGUGGUCUCAACAGCCUUUCACAUUCCGUGGAGCUGCUUAGCAGCGUUCCCUUCCUGCAGUCACUGCCAGAGGAUGUCAUCAUGAAAAUGUCCGAUCUCAUGGAGGAGACACGCUACUCUGAAGGUGACUACAUCACUCGACAAGGUGCCACAGGAGACACCUUUUAUAUCAUUAGCAAAGGCCAGGUGAAAAUGACAGAAAAGAAGCCCAGCCUCGAAGAGCAGAUAGUCCUGUCUAAGCUCUCUGAGAGACAGUGGUUUGGAGAAAAGGCUCUGUGGGGGGACGAUGUUCGGACUGUGAAUGUGAUCGCUGCUGGUGAAGUUACAUGCCUGGUCAUUGACAGAGAGACCUUUAAAGACAUCAUCGGUGGGUUGGUGUUUGACUGCACUCAUGAGGUCCAGCAAUGCCACGAGUCGAACAGCGAGUCUGAGAGGGACCCUGACCUCCUCUCAUCCUCCACCUUAAGUGAUUUCCAGAUUAUUUGCACUCUAGCUGUUGGGGAGUUUGGUCACGUAGACCUGGUGCAAUUAAAGAGCAACAUGAAGUGUCUUUUCGCCAUGAGGGUCCUUAAGAAGAAGCUGGUCCUCAACGGCAGUCAGAGAGAGCACAUCCUGAGAGAGCGCCGCAUUCUAACAGAGUCUAAGUGUGCAUUCAUAGUCAGGCUAUAUAAAACCUUCAGAGACGCUGACUGCCUGUACGUUUUGACAGAAGCUUGUCUCGGUGGGGAUCUCUGCAGUCUGCUCAAAGACAAAGGGUAUUUGGACGAAUGCAGCACGAGGUUCUACACGGCUUGUGUUGUUGAGGCCUUGAACUUUCUUCACCGUCAAGGCGUUCUCUACAGAGACAUCAAACCUGAGAAUGUGGUUCUGGAUGAACGUGGUUAUGCUAAACUGAUUGGCUCCAGAUGUCUGAAGAGGGUUGAAGCCGGUAAGAAAACCUGGACAUUCUGCGGCACGCCGGGCUACAUGGCACCUGAAAUCAUCUUAAACAAAGGCCACAGUGUAUCUGCAGACUUCUGGUCGCUGGGUGUUUUUGUGUUUGAACUUCUGAGCGACAGGCUCCCGUUCAGCGACUCUGACCUGAAUAAGAUUCUCACUGCAACCAUCCGUGGCAUCGAUCAUAUCGACUUCCCAAAAACCAUCAGCAAAAAUGCCUCCAGUCUCAUAAAGAAACUGUGCAGGAGCAAUCCCUCGGAGAGGCUGGGCAGUCAGAGAAAUGGGGCCAAGGACAUUCAGAAGCACAAAUGGUUUGAAGGUUUCAACUGGGACGGGCUUUGUAAAGGCACAUUAAACCCUCCAAUUAUUCCCAAAGUGAAGCCUCCUUUGGACAGCAGCACACGUGAUCAUUACACUGAGGCCUCGGUGGAGCUGUGCACAGACUGGGAGGAUUUCUGACGGAUCAGCUGUGAAGUCAAAGAAAUUAACCUGUCAGACAAUUCUUCAUCACUUUCAGGUUUAGUCCUCAUAAUUAAUUCACUGCCCUUAGUCUUACUGCCAUCGGGAAUUAAUUACAAUUUCCAAGCAAUCAGCAACUGCAGAUAUUGUUUGAUAAAUGAACCACGCUGCCUACUGUGUUGAACUCAGACUGUUUUUUGAUGUAAAAUCUCUAUAGAUUUAUAAACAUAUGAGUUCAGUGAUGUUUCUGUCGUUGAAUGUAACUCAAUAAA